CAUCUCAUUCUCAUUCUUGCUCACGACUGUCAUCUCAUGUGAAUUCCAAAGUUCUUCUCUCCAAUCUGUUUAGCGCACGCCUACAUCGCAUCACAAGUCACAACUUGCCAUCAGCGAGACAGCAGCUGCAGGAGGAUCGAUCAAUACGACAUGGAGCUGGAGCUUGGGCUGGCGCCACCGAACGCGCACCUCAUGAUCAACCAUCUCGGUAAGCUCAGCUGUUCAUCGGAUUCUUCAAGCGAGAAGAGAGGAUUCAGGGAAGCGUUCCAGGCGACGACUGCCACGUUGCCGCUUUUUGACGACGGCAGCAGCAAGAAGAAGAAGCAGCUGGUCGGGUGGCCGCCGGUGAGCUCCGCGCGCAGCAGGGCGUGCGGCGGCGCCAACUACGUGAAGGUGAAGAAGGAAGGGGAUGCCAUCGGCAGGAAGGUAGACUUGUCUCUCCAUGCCUCCUACGGCGAGCUCCUCGUCACGCUCGGCCGCAUGUUCCCCGCCGCCAACAGCCAAGAAGAGAAGGAAAUCAGCAGCUCCACCAGACCUGUGGUCACCUACGAGGAUGGGGAAGGGGACUGGAUGCUGGUCGGAGACGUGCCAUGGGAUGACUUUUUACGAUCUGUCAAACGUCUGAAGAUACUGGGGUAGUUACAGACCCACGCAAUUCUGGCCGCACUGAGAUAGUAGUACAUGUUUUAUCAAGUUUUUUUUUGGGGGGGGGGGGGGGGGUUGAAACCGUGAAAGCACUUUGGUGUCAAGAGGCAAGGCAGCAGUUUCCAGUAGGGUACCUCCUGUGACAACACGUAUGUGACCGGCUCUUGGUUUCGAGAAUAUUUUCUGAGAGAUUUUCCCAUGUAUUUUGCGCCGUUCAUGCUGCAAAUAAUCCUGUAAUAUAAUAUAACUAGCAAGGUGACUCAUAUUAAUAGUAU
Phragmites australis (common reed) is the source of this 920-nucleotide messenger RNA. Its product is annotated as auxin-responsive protein IAA9-like. Gene Ontology annotation, molecular function: protein binding. The transcript has 4 exons. The record is from RefSeq and is a predicted model, not a curated record. NCBI's taxonomy places the organism in Eukaryota, Viridiplantae, Streptophyta, Magnoliopsida, Poales, Poaceae. Gene Ontology annotation, biological process: regulation of DNA-templated transcription. The coding region runs from base 151 to 639 and encodes 162 amino acids. Gene Ontology annotation, cellular component: nucleus.